AUAAAGGAGAAAAAGAGUCACGCGUGAAAUGUAAGAGAGCGCGUUUACUCUAUACAAGACCACUCUCCUUUUCAAGUAGAGAGAAUCCAUCGUCUCUCUCUGUCUCUUUUAUUUUAAUGGUCGGCGGAGAACCGUGAUUUGCUCCAAAUCUAGACAAACAAACACGAAAAAGGCUUUCAAUCUCCAUCCUCCCGUUAAUACCGCCACGUGUUCCUCUCCAUCUGUCUCUCUUCUCUCUCCAAAAAUUCUCAAACUCAGUGAGUGUGAGGACUCGAAUUACUCCAAUCGAUCGAAACAGAGAGAGAGAGAGAGAGAGAGAGAGAGAGAGAGGCCAUGUUUUGAUUUUGUCUCUCCUCUCUGGGGGCGAAUCUGAGAAUGUUAUUAAGACCGAAGAUGAUGAUAAGCUCCUGGCUUGGCAAAGAUGCGAAGAAGAUUCUCAAACGCAAAGACAGUGACGCCGGUGAAAAAGGGAAAGCACUGGAGGAGUUGCGAGCAUCGUUGUUCAACAGAUUCCGUUCGCCGGAGACUCCAAAGAGACAGCAGCAACAGCAACAGUCGCAGCACCGUAUCUGUGGUCCAACUCUUGCUCUCACUUUCAACUUCUUCGUUGCUAUUAGCAUUAUCUUCAUGAACAAAUGGGUGCUUAAGAACAUAGGGUUUGAGUUCCCAGUGUUCCUCACAUUCAUUCACUACAUUGUGGCUUAUCUACUAAUGGCUCUUCUCAAAUCAUUCUCUCUUCUCCCCGCUCCUCCACCUCCUUCUUCCUCCAAGUCAUCGUCUCUUUCCCUCUACACUCUCGGCAUUGUUAUGUCACUCUCUACUGGUCUCGCUAAUGUUAGCCUCAAGUACAACAGUGUUGGAUUCUACCAGAUGGCGAAAAUCGCAGUCACGCCUUCAAUUGUGUUUGCAGAGUUCUUGUGGUAUAGAAAGAGAGUUUCUUUCACGAAGGUGGUUGCACUUACAGUUGUAUCUGUAGGAGUUGCGGUUGCGACUGUAACAGAUUUACAGUUCAGUCUGUUUGGUGCUUGUGUGGCUUUAGCAUGGAUCAUACCUAGCGCUACCAACAAAAUCUUAUGGUCAAACAUGCAACAACGAGAGAACUGGACCGCGUUAGCGUUGAUGUGGAAGACAACACCAAUCACUCUCUUGUUUCUUGUAUCAAUGAUUCCCUUUUUGGAUCCACCAGGCGCCCUGUCCUUCGACUGGAGCCUUCCCAACACAUCCGCCAUUUUUGUUUCAGCGUUUCUCGGGUUCUUUCUUCAGUGGUCAGGAGCUUUAGCUCUCGGAGCGACUUCUGCGAUCACACACGUUGUGCUAGGACAGUUCAAGACCUGUGUCCUCCUCCUUGGGAACUUCUACAUCUUCGGGUCGAAUAGUGGUGUGGUUAGCGUUUGCGGUGCUGUUGUGGCGAUUAUAGGGACGUCGUUGUAUACUUAUCUUAACACGAGAGGUCAGUCUCUUAAGGCUUCGUCUUCUUCUUCUUCUUUGGACAAGAAGUCAAGAUUCAGUGAGCUUAAGGAUGAUGAGAAGAAACUUGAACCUUACGGCUCUGACGCGGUUUAGCAUUAGUCCUUUAACAUUUCUUUUCUAGUAUAGUUUUAAUUGAUUUUUUUCCACGUUCACUACUUAUUUAGAUUCCAACUUUUUUGGUCUCCUUGUUUUCUUUUGGUAGCAAGUGUUUCAAUUAAAAGGUUCUGUUUUCCUUUUGUUAAUUUUUGGAGAUGUAUAUGUGCUGUACUCUGAAAUUUUAAUAAUUUUUCAGACAGAGAAUUUAUCA
Messenger RNA from Raphanus sativus (radish), 1777 nucleotides. RefSeq lists its product as uncharacterized. NCBI's taxonomy places the organism in Eukaryota, Viridiplantae, Streptophyta, Magnoliopsida, Brassicales, Brassicaceae. The transcript has 7 exons. Gene Ontology annotation, molecular function: antiporter activity; UDP-xylose transmembrane transporter activity. The record is from RefSeq and is a predicted model, not a curated record. Gene Ontology annotation, cellular component: Golgi apparatus. Bases 376 to 1563 code for a protein of 395 amino acids.